AUGGUUCAAGGUGGUUACAAAUGGAGCAUAGGCUCUGAUGAGAGCAUUUUGGUUUGGAACCAAAACUGGUUGCACAAUCGCACCUUCCUGAUUAAUUCAUGGUUGCAUAUUCCUGAUGUAUCUAAUAUGAAAGUGGCGGAUUUGAUAAGCAAUUACAGCAAACAAUGUAACUCUGAUUUGAUUGUUCCAUUGGUCGAUGAAGAAGCAGCAAAUAAAAUUCGCAAUACCAUGCUUUUUGAGUUGGUUCAAGUCGACAAAAUGGUCUGGAAUUUUGAAAAGGGCGGCAAUUACUCAGUGUGUAGUGCUUAUCAUUUUUGUAUAGAUAAAGUCAUUGAUACAUCUCAGCUCAGAAUCGAUGAAAAUUGGGAUUUAAUUUUGAAGUUAAAAAUACCUCCAAAAGUGGAAAAAAAAUUCUUGAGACUUUGCAGGAAUUGUGUUCCUACUAGAGUACACCUUAAAAACAAAGGCGUGGAUUGUCCUAUUAUUUGUAGCGUAUCUAAUCAGGACCAACAGGUUAUCUUCUCUAUUACUCUGUGGAGUUUAUGGAAAAGCAGAAAUAACCAUAUUUGGAACCAUGUGAAUUCUCAUGAUACCAUAUGUAGUCGUGUUAUACAUCUACUUCAAAGAUGA
Lathyrus sativus (Indian pea) is the source of this 630-nucleotide messenger RNA. The record is from the annotation of a GenBank genome assembly. Lineage: Eukaryota; Viridiplantae; Streptophyta; Magnoliopsida; Fabales; Fabaceae.